UCUGGCUUGGCCUCUGAUCUCUCCUGUUGUCCAAGGUUCAAAGAGGCCCAGACUCGCCCCUCAACCACCCCGCUACCUCUCCCUCCAGGAGGACACAGCCAUGGCCCUGAAGAGGCUAGUGGAACUGACAGCCUGCAGGGUGACAUCGGUGAGAAGCCUGCGUGUCCAGUACCGUCUCAUCCGAAAGCUGGGUUCCGGUUCCUAUGGCCGUGUACUCCUAGCCCAGCCUCGCCAAGGGGGUCGAACUGUGGCCCUUAAGCUUCUCCCGCGGGAUUCAGUCCUGAAAACAACUUUCCUGAGAGAAUUCUGUGUGGGCCGCUGCGUCUCUUCACACCCAGGCCUGCUGCAGACCCUGGGAAGGCCCCUGCAGACACCCCGACAUUUCGCCUUUGCCCAAGAGUAUGCACCCUGUGGGGACCUCAGUGGAAUGCUCCAGGAGAAGGGACUUCCAGAGCUGAUGGUGAAGCGAGUAGUGGCCCAGCUGGCCGGAGCACUAGACUUCCUUCACGGCCGGGGGCUAGUGCAUGCAGAUGUCAAGCCGGACAAUGUGCUAGUCUUCGAUCCUGACUGCAACAGAGUAGCCCUAGGUGACUUGGGUCUGACCCGACCUGAGGGCAGCCCGACCCCUGCUCCCCCAGUGCCUCUGCCCACAGCACCACCUGAACUCUGCCUCCUACUGCCACCGAACACACUGCCCCUGAGGCCAGCAGUGGACUCCUGGGCCCUGGGCGUGCUUCUCUUCUGUGUUGCCACAGCCUGCUUCCCUUGGGAUGUAGCACUGGCUCCUGAUCCUGAGUUUGAGGCCUUUGCAGGCUGGAUGACCACCAAGCCCCAGCCACCUCAGCCACCGGUGCCUUGGGACCAAUUUGCACCUUCAGCUCUGACCUUGCUCCAGGGACUUCUGUCCCUGGACCCUGAGACCAGAAGCCCUCCACUGGCUGUCCUAGAUGUUUUAGGGGACGACUGGGGGCUUCAGGGGAGUGGAGAGGGUUCUGGAAGCUUGGGGUGUGUGUCCUGUGAAGAUGGGGAGGAGGAAGAGGGGAAAUCAAGCUUGGAGGAGUGGACAGAUGAGGAGGAGGAGGAAAUCGAAGCUGGUGGGAGGAUGGGGACAGAUCAUUGAGUCCUGACCAGGGGACUGAGACAGGUGGUUGGAACCUGGGCCAGAGUCUCUUACCAGAGCCCUCGAGGCCACCUGGGAAAGGCAACAGCUGUCCCUGGGAGAAGAUAGGGAACAGCACACUUCACCUUUCCCUGAUGAAGUCUGCACCCAGAUGUGCGCACACCACCCCCUUGUAGUGUACACACACUCAGUUGCUGCAGCCUCCACUCCUCCUUCCUUUUCCACCUUCUUCCUCUUCUGUCUCGUCUUGAUCUCUCUUUCUUCCUCCUCUUCUACUUUCCUCCUCUUCCUAUCAGCUUUCCUCCCUUCCAUCCUGAUUUUCCUUUUGAGAGAGCCAGUGUAUCCCAAGCUGGCUCAAACCCACCACAUAGCUGACUCAAACUUCUGAUCCUCUUGCCUCACCUUGCCAGUGCUGGGAUUACAUGUAUGCACCUACACACUGUUUUUGAGGUGCUGGGUAGGAAUGGAACCUGGGGCUUCCUGCAUGCUAGCCAGGCCCCUACCAACUUACUCUCUUCCCCAGAUCCUGAGCUUUCAUUAGGUGAAAGUUUCUAUUUCUCCUACAUAUAUGUCUGUGUACUCUGAAGCGCUGAACGCUUAUCAUGAAUUCCUAUGGACCAUGCUACUCUAAGACCGGAGGCUCUCAACUUGUGGGUUGCAACCUCUUUGCAGGGACUGCACAUCAGAUAUUUACAUUAUGAUUCACAACAGUAGCAAAAUUACAGUUAUGAAAGAGCAACAAAAUAAGUCUAUGGUUGGGGUCACCACAACUUGGGGAACUGUAUUAAAGGGUCAUGGCAUUGGGAAGGUUGAGAACCAUGCCUAAGACCAUGGUGGGCUCCCAACAUCUAAUGUACAAAAUCUGACUUAUAGGAUCCGAUAUUAUGUUGAUCUAACAUUUCCUCGGCUCUGUGUUGGUGACUUGUGGGAAUCUUUUAUAUAUUCUGAAGCUAACCACACACAAACACACACACAUACACACCAUGUCACAGCUGACACACACCCACACACCUUACAUACUGCUCCUAGCACACUUUACUCCCAUCUUGGCCUAUGGAAGCUGGUCCCCACCUCCGGAGCCCUCCCAUCCUUCUAUGUGUCUCCUUCCCCUCCUUGUCACAAACUGCUGGGGUGUGCUCAGGUUUUCUCACUUCUAGACCCUUCCAUUUUCUGUUUCCAUGAAGCUCCAACUUCUCUGGCUCUGCAUACCCCAGCUCCAUUUAUCUCCUGGGACCCAUCAAUCCUGAGAUCCAAGACUGGCUCUUCCUCUCUCCCAAGCACGGCAUAGACCCUCACCGAGCACCCAGUAGAGGAGCAGGCACUAGAACCAUCACAGGAAUGUUUACUUAAAAAAAAUUCAAGUUCUCACUAGGUGGUGGUGGCAACACAUGCUUUUAAUCCCAGCACUUGUGAGGCUGAGGCAGACAGAUCUCUAAGUCUAAGGCCAGCCGGUAUACAAAGGGAAUUUCAGGACAGCCUGAGCCACACAGAAAAUCCCUGUCUUGAAAACAAACAAAACAAACAAUCAAGUUCUCAUGUAUGCCAGCAGAGGAGGGCCUGGAAUUUCUACUCUUCCCGCAUCACCUCCCAAGCUCUGGGAUUACAAGCCUGUCCGGAGAUGGCAGUUUCUACAUCACUGUGGGUUUGAGCCUCCAGGGCUUCGUGCAGCUAAAGCACACACUGCAGCCUGAGCUACAUCCCCAACCUGGAAUCUACACUUUCUAGAUUUAAAAGUGAGUUCACUAAAUGCACCUUGUGCCCUGGACAGGACUUGAGAACAGGAAAGGGACCUUGGGGGCAAUGAGGGUGGAUAGGAUGACUGUCGUGGAAGUUUUGCUAACUUAGUGAUGAAUGUUGGGUGGAUGCUGACCUCAAGGAAAGUUGGGUGAGGAGUCCAAGGCACCUUUGUAAGUGUUUUUGUUAAACUAA
Molecule: messenger RNA, 3049 nt
Organism: Meriones unguiculatus (Mongolian gerbil)
Lineage: Eukaryota; Metazoa; Chordata; Mammalia; Rodentia; Muridae
Gene: Sbk3
Product: SH3 domain binding kinase family member 3
Exons: 3
Coding region: 101-1120 (339 amino acids)
Biological process (GO): protein phosphorylation
Molecular function (GO): protein serine/threonine kinase activity; ATP binding
Source: RefSeq, a predicted model, not a curated record